Messenger RNA from Aphidius gifuensis, 1101 nucleotides. RefSeq names its product E3 ubiquitin-protein ligase MARCHF3-like. Lineage: Eukaryota; Metazoa; Arthropoda; Insecta; Hymenoptera; Braconidae. Gene Ontology annotation, molecular function: ubiquitin-protein transferase activity; zinc ion binding. Gene Ontology annotation, biological process: protein ubiquitination. The transcript is spliced from 9 exons. Bases 286 to 963 code for a protein of 225 amino acids. The record is from RefSeq and is a predicted model, not a curated record.
GAAAAAGUUCGGCGCGGCGCGAGUAAAAUUAAAAAUAAUAAUAUCGUGUGUUUAUUUUGAUUACGUAAUUGAUUGUUAUAUGUGAUAAUGAAGAGGAAGACGUCCCCGCUUAAAUGCAUCCAGUGUCACAUCAUUUUCUUGGCAAAUAUGGCACAAGAGAAAAUAAUUGUCAACUUCCCUCUUUUAUGAGAACGUCAAGUGAGAUGAUAUGAAUUUCAAUGAGAUAAGCCAACGACAUCAAUUGACAGCAGCUUUAUCAAUGAAAGUCGUUCAUACGAUGAAAGGAUGUUGACUCAGUUGCAAUUGUCAAAUGAGGUUUUGCCAUUAACAGUACAACCUCAAAGCACAACAAACUGUUCAAGUGAACAUAUGAACUGGAAUCUCGUUUCCGUUGGAUCUUUUGUUUGUAGAAUUUGUCAUCAUUCUGAUACUUCUAGUGAGCCACUUGUAUCACCGUGUAGAUGUAAGGGGACAUUAGCACAUAUACAUUUGUCAUGCUUAGAAAGAUGGCUAAAUGAAUCAUCAAGAAAUCAUUGUGAAUUGUGUCAGCACAUUUAUGAAGCCAUUAAAACACCGCGAUAUCGAUGCUUUGAGUCAUUAAGAAUUUGGCUUAGUAUCGAGCGAAAUCGUCAUAAUGCACAAUCAAAUAUUUUUAUAAUAUUUAUACUAACAAUUGCUACUGCUAGCUACAUUGCAAUUUGUUUAAAUGGUGCAAAUAAUUUUAUCAUCGAGGGAAAAAAAAUUGGAAUAUCCAGUUUGCUUACUCGUUGUGGUAUUAUGUUUUUCCUUACUAUCAUUGGACUUGGAUAUUGCACAGCAGUUUAUCUUCUCGUCAAGGAACAAGUUGUACCGUGGUACAGAUGGUGGGAAAGUACAGUUAAUAUUAGACUUGUUGUGCAGCCAGGUCUUUACCAAGUUGACGAUCAAAUACAGAAAGUCGUUACCGAUAAAAUUGCUGUGUAAUUUCAACGAACUCUGCAGGAAACAUAUUACUUUGAAGAUAAAAUAAAAUGAGUGGUCAACUACGCAACUAAGAUACUAAAUGGGAAUUGAAUUGUUUUUUUGAUCUUGAAACAUGCGUUUACAAAAGAGGGAUGAAAU